AUGCCAAGAAUGGAUGCACAAAGUCUACUGGCGGUGAUCCUUGUGCUGGCAUCAACAGUGACAGACAUCCACACCAAGACAGUGAUAUUCUUCCCUCCCCCACAUACCAGUUACAUCGUCUACCACACAAAUGUGGCUGGAGCUCUGGCCAGCCUGGGCCAUGACGUGUGGCUGUGUGUGCCAGAGGCUCAACUGAUUAAAAACCGGGUCAAGGAUAAGACUGUCAACGUUUUGUCCUACGGGAAGGAUUUGGGAGACAUUGAGAAACAGGUCUACGAAAGCACUAGGAUUGUGGAAAAGUUCUGGGAGAGGCAACCAAACCAGGGUUUUUAUGCCAUGUAUCCCGUCUCUCGGAUACUGCUGAAAAUGGUAAAUUUUCUUCUUGCUGACAAAACGUUUCUAGACAAAGUGAGGAAUUUGAAGCCGGAUCUGAUUGUCCUGGAGUCUGUCCCCUUCAACAUGAACAUGGUGGUACUGCCCUACAUGCUGGACAUCCCUUUUGCAUUUAUUGGAACGGCCCAUGAAGCGAUCAUGUCAAAGGUCCCAUUUAGUCCUGCAGUCACACCAUAUUUCAUUGACUUUAUCAGUGAUCGGAUGACAUUCUUUCAGAGAGUUUACUUUACACUCUAUUACCUGGUAUCUAUGAAUUUUGACAUAUGCCACGACAGCAGCCUAGUGUCCAAGUUUGCUCCACAUAAACCCUACAAGUCCAUCUAUGAUAUUGCGGCCAAUGCUGAGAUUUUCAUUGCAGAAGUUGACCACAUACUGGACUACCCACGGACAAUGCUGCCCAACACUAAACUGAUUGGUGGAUCUUCUGCUUCUCCUGCAAAACCAUUGGUUGGGGAGUUCCAGAAGUUUGUGGAUGAAGCCACGUCCGGCAUCAUCGUCAUGUCUUUUGGUGGAUCUGUAGUUAACUUGCCUCCUGAAAUCUCUAGCAAAAUCGUUUCAGCUUUCAAACAAUUGGAUCUUAGAGUUGUAUGGAAGAUAAACAUAACCUCACCUGACCCCAAACAAAUCAUGACCUCCUUGUGGAUCCCCCAGAAUGAUCUUCUGGGACACCAGAAAGCCAAACUGUUUGUGUCCCACUGUGGCAAGAAUGGACAGUAUGAGGCCCUCUACCAUGGGGUGCCCAUUCUCUGUCUGCCCAUAUAUGGAGAUCAAGGCUACAACUCAGAAAGAGUCCGCGUCAAACAGCUGGGACUCUAUGCUGACAUGCGUGACGACAGCGCAGACGACCUUGCAGCCAUGAUGAAAGAAAUCAUCUAUGGGGGAAAAUUCACAGAAAACAUGAAAAAAGCUUCUAAACUUUACAGGGAGUUGUACAAAGUUCCCAAACAUGAAGCCGCAUACUGGCUGGACCAUGUGAUUAAAUAUGGUGGAGACUACAUGAGGUCACCGGGUCAACAGAUGCCCUGGUAUCAGCUCCUAGUGUUAGAUGUGAUUGCCUUUCUUGUCCUUGUCCUUGUUGUCAUCUUGUUGACAUUUUAUGCCCUUAUCAAGAUUUGCUAUAGGUUGUACAAGGGAACUCCCAGGAAAGUCAAAACAAAACGUAAUUAA
Messenger RNA from Candidula unifasciata, 1560 nucleotides. Lineage: Eukaryota; Metazoa; Mollusca; Gastropoda; Stylommatophora; Geomitridae. The record is from the annotation of a GenBank genome assembly.